Messenger RNA from Penicillium taxi, 1800 nucleotides. RefSeq names its product T6SS phospholipase effector Tle1-like catalytic domain-containing protein. The record is from RefSeq and is a predicted model, not a curated record. NCBI's taxonomy places the organism in Eukaryota, Fungi, Ascomycota, Eurotiomycetes, Eurotiales, Aspergillaceae. The transcript is spliced from 2 exons. Bases 1 to 1800 code for a protein of 599 amino acids.
AUGGAUAACAAUCUAGAUUCCCAGCUAGCUCGCAAGCGAAUUAUCAUCUGCUGCGAUGGAAGUGGCCAAUCAGCCGUAUCAGGUGAAGAGAGCGUCCCAUCAAAUGUGACUCGAUUGUGUCGCGCCAUCAACAGCGUCGGAUACGACAAUGACGACCAAGUCUGGCAGCAAGUUGUCUGGUACGACUCCGGAGUAGGAACAAACUCAGAUGGUAGGGUCUCAGCCGGGAAAGAUCUCGAAGGAAAUGUAAUCGAGGCUUACAACUUCUGUGUGCUGAACUGGAACCCCGGCGACCAGGUCAUGUGUUUCGGCUUCUCUCGAGGCGCAUACACCGCUCGCGCAAUCGCAGGUCUGAUUUCUGAUCUGGGGAUUUGCUCCAAGACUGAUAUUCAGGAUUUUCCUGAAGUCUGGAAGCUGUACAAGAGGAGUCACCCUGCUGUUACUGGGGAUAGAUUUUAUGGCAGUGAUGCUUACUAUGGUUGGCAUGAUGGGAAGCCGGCUGAUCCUCAGCCGGAGGAACGCCAGGAUGAUCAGGUUGUUUGGGAGUCUACUGGUCGUGGUGAGUGGGCUCGAACACCGGAGUCUAGACAUGUUGAGGUUGUUGGAGUAUUUGAGACUGUCGGCGCCUUGGGCUUUCCUGAGUUAUUUGGAUAUGAAGUACCACAGUGGCUCACACGAACUGACAAACCUGAGUGGCAUAAUGUUGGACUUUCUCCAAAUAUCAAGAAUGCCUUUCAAGCUCUAGCUCUAGAUGAACACCGUGCCGCAUUCACCCCAACUCUAUUCUACGUUCCUACUUUCACCAAAUUCUCCCUUGAGGCAAUUGUGAAGCAACGUGAAGAGUGGAAGAUAGCAUCGCAAGCCUGGACCGAUCUUCUGAUGACCGAUCGACCUUCCCUUGAAGAUCUACAGCGCGUGAUCAAGGUCAAGAAUGAGGCCUCACGAAAGCUGUUAGACAUAGAGGACAGCCAAAAAGAACGUACAAAGCUGCUGCAGGUCUGGUUUCCCGGUGUUCACGUCAAUAUUGGGGGUGGGUCUACCCUGACCUUGGAGAACAAGGGCAACAUGGAAGAGAUGUCCAAUAUCGUGUUUGCCUGGAUGCUUGACCAGAUCAAAGGCUUCGUUUCUCUCAACGAGGAGACUCUGCAGAAGGAACAGGCGGCACGUCAGGAUAGACUCGCUAGCAUCAACAAUGCCCUGCACUGGUACAACGAGAGAGUUCACAGACGAGAGUCGGAGUCGUGGGGGAAGUGGCUCCAGCGAGGAGGUGAAUGGGUCACUUCCUCGAUCUUGCAUCCUCUCUCCCCGAGUGAGAAGCCAGCAUACAUGGAGGACCGCGUCUACACAUGGGGACUAGGCGAGCUACCAGACAACUUUGGGAUUGUGUAUGUUGCCAAUGGAUCCAGGCCGCGAACACCCGGUCGUUACGCUCUUGAUAAGGGCCAAAAGCUCGGCGAGACGUUUGAGCAGAUCCAUCCUGUGGUUGGAUACCGAGUGGAAAAGACUAGAAACAAUGCGAUCAAGAGCAAAAGGUAUCGCCCAAUCCGAUUGAUGGGAGCCGACUAUGACCGUCGGGAGAAGGAGAAAGGGUUCGAGUAUCUGUUUAGAUACCCUGGUUCGUCAGAGUACCAAGUCUUGCCUGAGUGGAUACUUUCAGAUGACGUUAACUCGUAUGAGAGAUUGGCCAUUCAGGAUAACGAGGCGUACGAUUAUGCUGAUUCACUGGAUCUUCAUAUUGGAAGGGAGGUCAAAUGGCCCCGCCGUUCAGAGCUUCUUUCACCGAGCUCAGACUUGGACUAA